CUUCUGCUCCUCCUUAUGGUGUUAUCCAUUCGGGGAGAACUGGACGGAUCCCGAAGAUGUGGGGCCUACGAGUGCCGCCUGAGCAAUCCGAUCUGCCGAUGCGAGUCCUUCUGCCAGGAGUCCAGCCAGCGGUGCUGGAAAUCCCCAACGGGCUGCCAUUGUGCAAGGGGCUAUGCCCGCGACGAACGUGGCCACUGCGUGCCCCUCAUUUUGUGCCCCUGA
Messenger RNA from Drosophila rhopaloa, 222 nucleotides. RefSeq lists its product as uncharacterized. The transcript has a single exon. Bases 16 to 222 code for a protein of 68 amino acids. NCBI's taxonomy places the organism in Eukaryota, Metazoa, Arthropoda, Insecta, Diptera, Drosophilidae. The record is from RefSeq and is a predicted model, not a curated record.